Molecule: messenger RNA, 1204 nt
Organism: Lecanosticta acicola
Lineage: Eukaryota; Fungi; Ascomycota; Dothideomycetes; Mycosphaerellales; Mycosphaerellaceae
Source: the annotation of a GenBank genome assembly
AUGACCGACCCGACCAAGUACAAGUUCAAUCACAGCAUGCUGAGGGUCAAGGACCCGAAAGCAAGUGAGUAGGAGCUGGUUGGAGCAAGAGGAUAUCAAUGUACUUACAUGUGAUUGCUAUGCAGGUGUGAAGUUCUAUGAGCAUCUGGGCAUGAGCCUCAUCAACAAGGUCCAGAAUCCGGACAACAAGUUCGAUCUUUACUUCCUGGCGUAUGAUUCUCCAAAGGCUGCUUCGGCUGGAAAGCACUGGACGGAUCGGGAGGGAAUCAUUGAGGUAGGAUACAAACGCGAUGGGAGCUAUCUAUCGUGUCCGAGGCAUUGGCUGAUUUCUGGACUAGCUCACACACAACUACGGCACUGAGAACGAUCCCAACUACAAGGUUGCGAACGGAAACAAGGACCAUGGAAAGGGCUUCGGUCAUGUCUGUGUCAGUGUGGACAACAUCCAAGUGAGUGAAGGGCAUUGCUUCAUAUUUGAAUUACCUGCUUACCUUUCAUCAACGUAGGCAGCGUGCAAGCGCUUGGAAGACGCCGGCUACAAAUUCCAGAAGAGACUGAAAGACGGCCGCAUGCACCACAUCGCCUUCGCCCUCGACCCGGACGAGUACUGGGUCGAAAUCAUCGCGCAAAACCCGGUCGACAAAACCGAGGACGUCACAACCACCGACCUCCAAACCUACCGAAUGAACCACACCAUGAUCCGCGUCAAGGACAAGGACGUCUCGAUCAAAUUCUACGAAGACGUCAUGGGCAUGAAUCUCAAGCGAACUUCCGAGAACACCAGUGCCGGCUUCACCCUGUACUUCCUGGGCUACGGUCCCAAGCCUUCGCCCGACGAUUCAGCGAAUGGCGUCAACCCGACCGCGGACCGGGAGGGACUCCUCGAGCUCACUUGGAACUACGGGACUGAAAAGCAAGAAGGAAAAGUCUACCAUGAUGGCAACUCGGAUCCGCAAGGUUUCGGACAUAUUUGCGUUUCCGUGGAUGACUUGGAGGCGGCAUGCAAGCGUUUCGAGGAGAAGGGAGUGCAGUGGAAGAAGCGGUUGACAGAUGGGAGGAUGAAGAAGUAAGUUUCCCUACCAACAUUCACUUGGCAUGAGAAUGGAAGACUAAUUGCUCGUCUAGCAUUGCCUUUGUCCUGGACCCUGACGGAUACUGGAUUGAAGUCGUCCAGAACGGCGCCUACAAGCCGAGCGACAUCUAA